AUGCCUCCACAACAACAACAGCGUCAACAAUCUUCAAGACGAUCUAAUACCUCUAUCAGCAGUAUAACUGAUAACCUAUCUCAACCAAAUGCAGCUGCCACCGCUUCUAGCAAUUUAAACAGCUCAAUAGUCCCAAAACGAACAGCUGACAACAUUAACACUAAUGCAACAAAUAGUCUUUAUGGCUCAAGCAGCAGUAUAAGCAGUAUUGGUAAUAUUGGUGCCAUGGCUACUAAUCCCAAUGCUCAUCGAACAACUAUGAGCUACAAUCUAAAUAAUUAUGUGAUGAGUGGUAGUCAACAACAACAACAACAACCACAUCAUCAUCACCAAUUACAGCAACAGCAACAACAUCAAUUACAACAACAACAUCAGCAGCAGCAGCAGCAACAGCAACAACAACAAGUUGCAAAAAGCCCCUAUCAACCUUAUGCUACUGCUGCCGCAGUUACUGCUUCUCAUAUAAACGCUGCUCAAAUAUCCUCGAUCCAACCUUCUAGUAUCUCAAAUCAUCAAUCUCAACAACAGCAGCAACAACAACAACAUCAACAACAUCCACAGUAUCAUCAAUUUUCACAACAACAACAACAUGCUAAUAAUAUUCCUCAAUCACUUCAACAAACUCAACAAGCUCCUCAAUCAAUUCAACAAGCUCAACAAUCAAUUCAACAAGCUCAAGCUCAAUCUCACCAACAAGCUCAACAAUCAAUCCAACAAGCUCAAUCUCACCAACAAUCAUUACCACAAAUACAACCGCCCCCACAAAAUCAACCUAUUCCACAAAAUCAGUCAAUUCCACAAAAUCAGUCAAUUCCACAGACUCAACCAACACCACAGACUCAACCGAUUACACAAACUCAGCCACAGCAAGCACAACAACAAAAGGUUGUAAAAGACGAGAAACUAAAAAAACCCAUGAAUGCUUUCAUGAUAUUCUCAAAGGCUCGUAGACGUGAGAUGCGCGAUACUCAUCCGGGCGAAAAGGCAGGUGAAGUGAGCAAAAUCUUGAGUAAGGAGUGGCAUACGAUGGAAACUGGUAAAAAGGAACAAUAUCUUGAUAUUUCUAAUUCUGGAAUUUCUCCUCAACAAAAAUCUUCUAAUAUUGCACCUAUUUCAUUACCUAUCACCAAUCAACAAAGUCCAAAUAUACCUAUGGAUUCUAAAAGGAAGCGACCAGCAAAUGCCUUUUUGCUGUAUAAUAGAGAGAUGCGAUCAAAAGUAUUAGAAAAGAAUCCUGGUAUGGAUGUUGGUAAUAUUUCUAAAGCGAUCGGUAAAGGUUGGCACUCUUUAACAGAGGCCGAAAAAGAAGCAUAUUUACUACGAGCUAGAGAACUCAAAAAAGAAUUUCACGAAACACACCCGGACUUUGUAUACACUAGACGUUCUAAAGCCGAACUCAUUGCAGCAGGUCAUCAUAGUUAUGCUAAAAAACGACAAAUUACCGAGUCAGAUGAUGGUUAUGAGGCUGACGAUCAAUCAAACUCCAACAACAAUAAUACUAAUGAAAAUACAAAGCCACAGAAAGAUCCUCGUGGUCGUAAGAAGAAACGUGUUCUUCAUCCUAAGGCUCCGAAACAUCCCUCUUCCGCAUUUUUAUUCUAUACAUCUGCAGUUCGUCGUCAAGUUGCUGAAGCUCAUCCUGGAAGCACUGUUGGCCCAUUGUCAAAAAUCAUGGCAGGUAAAUGGAAGGCUCUUACUGAUGCAGAACGUGAACCUUUUCAAAAGUUGGCAAACGAUGACAAAGCUAG
Entrophospora candida is the source of this 1748-nucleotide messenger RNA. NCBI's taxonomy places the organism in Eukaryota, Fungi, Glomeromycota, Glomeromycetes, Entrophosporales, Entrophosporaceae. The record is from the annotation of a GenBank genome assembly.